Molecule: messenger RNA, 906 nt
Organism: Emericellopsis cladophorae
Lineage: Eukaryota; Fungi; Ascomycota; Sordariomycetes; Hypocreales; Bionectriaceae
Exons: 2
Coding region: 1-906 (301 amino acids)
Molecular function (GO): hydrolase activity, acting on ester bonds
Source: RefSeq, a predicted model, not a curated record
AUGAAGGCAGAUAUGGAUUCUCUCUCCUCCCAUGCACAGCUCCCCAACACGCUGCAGUACACGGCCAAGACCAGCAGAGGAGACUAUCUCAUCCAAGUCGCAUGGCCACAACAGUGGUCAGCCGAUCGCGUGCCGCACGACGAGCGCCCUGUGAAUACACUAUAUGUCGUGGACGGCAACGCGUACUUCUACACGGCCGUAGACAUCACCCGAAGGCUGGAAUUCACAAACGCCGCUCGCACCGUCGUUGUGGCCAUUGGAUACCCUCCUUCUCGGUAUGUGUACGACUGGAGGAGGGGUCCUGAUCUCACGCCGCCCUGCGAAGAGUACGACAUGCCACUAGACAGCCAUGGAAACCCAAGGACAGACCUCACGUUUGGUGAAGCAGACAAAUACCUAGGUUUCAUAGAGCAGGAUUGCAUCACACACGUCGAAGGCACAUUGUUCAGACAUGUUCAGUUGGGCCGGAGAGCACUGUACGGCCAUUCUUACGGCGGCAUUUUCUCUCUGAGUACGCUCUUCACGAGACCGGAAACAUUUGAGACGAUUAUUGCCGCCAGUCCGGUCGUGUGGUGGAACAAGGACCAUCUUACCAAAGUCCUCGAGCCUUCAUUCACAUCGAGGAAUGACAUGAACAGGCCAGUAUCGCUAAUUAUGGCCUGGGGCUCGAUGAAGCAAGACACCAUCCAAGAAGACGGCGAGUCAGAGGAGGACUACAAAACAAGGGUGUCUAACGCCGAGGACGACAAGAUGAGGGAUAGCGUGACCGCACUUGGCCAGAGACUGCGAGACUGCAGAAACGUGAGGAGAGUGGCAAUGAAGGAGUUGGACGGCGAGGAUCACGGGAGUGCGGCUGUGGCAGGACUACAGUAUGGCAUUCGGCAGUUUCUGUUUGGCAGAGUUUGA